AUGGCGUUAGCAGAGACGGUCAUCCGGCUUAUACACAAGCACCAGGUGAUCCCCAAGGCGGUGCGGUACCUCCCCGUCAUCCUGUUCCUUGUGGCGAUGGCGCUGGUGGUGUGGCUCGCGGUGCUCCCGCUCGAGGGCCAGUACCGCCGAACCUACAUCUCCGAGAACGCGUUGAUGCCGGGCCAAGUGACGCUGUAUUUCCGGGAAUCCGAGUGGAACUAUGUCCGUGGCUUCCGCUCGGAGCUUGUUAAUAUGGAGCUGAUGGACUACGGCGAGCGCCAGCUGAUCGUCCAAGGGUGGCUCGACGAUAUUGGUCUCACCACCGACAUCCACCACAACAGCGUCAACAGUACCACGUUAUACGGGGUGAUGCACGCUCCGCGAGGCGACGACACCGAGGCCGUGGUGCUCACGGUGCCGUGGUACACCAGUGACGGCCACUACAACGUCGGGGCGUUGGCGUUGGGGAUGGCGCUCAUGCGAUACUUCCUGCGGAUGCUGAUCUGGUCACGGAACAUCGUCGUGGUGUUCCCCGAGCUGCUGAGGGUGCCGUUGCGACAAUGGGUCGAUGCCUACCACACGCUGUUGCCGCUUAACGCGGGGGCCAUCGAUGCCGCCAUCGUCAUGGAGUAUGCGAGCGCUAACGACCACUUUGACUACUACCAGAUGUUCUACGAAGGUCUUAACGGUCAGCUCCCCAACUUGGACUUACUUAAUACCGCUAACACUGUCGGUUACCACGAGAACAUUCACGUGAGCAUUCAGGAUACCCCUAACCUUGAGCUCACCAAAAACACAUACUACUCCCGCUUGCGGACGUUAAUCCGGGGCAUUGUCCACUUAGCAGUGGCAGGGUUGACGCCGCAAACCUCUAAAGGCUGUGAAGCAUUCAGUGGGUGGCUGAUUCAAGCGUUUACCAUCAGGGCCGUCGGUGACGAGGGUCACGAUAUCACUCAGUUUGGCCGUAUCGUCGACCAGACAUUCCGUUCAGUGAACAACUUGCUAGAGAAGUUCCACCAGUCGUUCUUCUUCUACUUCUUGUUGCUGCGGCGGAACUUUGUGCUGAUUGGUACCUACUUGCCGGCGGCGGUGUUUUUGGCAGUGGCGUACGCGCUUGCCCUGUUGGUAGCGUUGUUGGGGUCUCAAGUUCUGGUUGAGGCUUACUUCAGCCACAUCACCACCACUCUCACCGGGUUCACUUCAAUCAUGGUGUUCUCGUGGACGAUGAGUGUGGUGUUGCCCUGGAUCGCUCAGAGCGGAGGCAUUGUUGCCGCUCAGCUAUUGUUGGUGGUGGGCAUCAUCAGUGGGGUGGUGUUGUCGUUGGCUCCGGUGACUCGGAUGGUGCCGAUCCUGAUCUCACGUCCCACGCAAUCGUCGAUCAUCGGUCUCUCCUUAUUCUACAUUUCGAUGCUCAUUACGGCGCUUUUGAUCGUCCACUUUGCCCUUGCGUUGCUUGUGGGGCUUGUGGCAUUACCCCUCAUCUUCGUGGCCCCCAUCAUCAACCAAGGACCGUUGACCUCCAAGGAUCGGAUAAGAAUUGCCUGUUGCUUGGCUGUUUCCAAUCCAUUCGUCGCCAUUGGCGCUACCGGCUGGUUCACUGGUGAAGGCGGAGCGGUGCUCUUACGGGGCUUGUUAACAGCGUGGUCUGAGGUCCAAUGCUGGACCUGGUACGUGGUGGUGCUUGGGUGGUUACCCGGUUGGUUGGGGAUGGCAUUGGCCGCAGCCGUGCCCACCCCCAUCAAGAAGACCCGUCCCCAAGCCACUAAGGAAGUCAAGGAAGCUAAGGAGGCGAAGGAAGCUAAAAAGGUGAAGGCAGCAUAA
This is a messenger RNA of Diutina rugosa, 1821 nucleotides long. Its product is annotated as GPI-anchor transamidase subunit. NCBI's taxonomy places the organism in Eukaryota, Fungi, Ascomycota, Pichiomycetes, Serinales, Debaryomycetaceae. Gene Ontology annotation, cellular component: membrane; GPI-anchor transamidase complex. Gene Ontology annotation, biological process: attachment of GPI anchor to protein. The transcript has a single exon. The record is from RefSeq and is a predicted model, not a curated record. The coding region runs from base 1 to 1821 and encodes 606 amino acids.